CCCUACCAAAACCCAAAUCACCAUCACCACCGUUAAUCCCUAAAAUAAACCUCAAAUCUAAUGACCACCAUCACUCCACCGCCACCACAACCAUUAAAAAAACCCAUAGUUAUCCGUUCCGUUUGGUCUAACAACCUCGAAUCCGAAUUCACCUUACUCCGUAACUUAAUCGACCGUUAUCCUUACGUAUCUUUCGAUACUGAAUUCCCCGGAUUAAUUUUCUGUCUCGAUAAUAAUAAUAAUAAUAAAAAAAAACUUGUUCGUAACCCGAUCGAGCAUUACUACUUGCUUAAAUGCAAUGUGGAUUCACUAAAGCUGAUUCAAGUUGGGGUUACACUGACCGAUGUUAACGGUAACUUACCUGACCUAGGUAGUGAAUAUGGUUUCAUAUGGGAAUUUAAUUUUCGUGAUUUUGAUGUUGCGCGUGACGAUUACGCGACGGAAUCUAUUGAGUUGCUUCGUCAGUACGGGUUGGAUUUUGGGAAAUCGCGUGAAUGUGGCGCUGACGUGGCGCGAUUUGCUGAGUUAAUGGUAUCGUCUGGUCUGGUUUGUAAUGUGGAUAUUAGUUAUGUGACUUUUCAUAGCCCUUAUGAUUUCGGGUACUUGAUUAAGGCGCUUACGGGUAAGGAGUUACCGGGGGAUUUGAUGGAGUUUCUCGGGUUAAUGAGGGUGUUUUUUGGGAAAAGAGUUUAUGACGUGAAGCAUCUAAUGAUGUUUUGUCAGAAUCUAUAUGGUGGGUUGGAUCGCGUUGCGGAUACGCUUAAUGUGAAAAGGUUGGUUGGGAAUUGUCAUCAGGCGGGGUCGGAUAGCUUGCUAACUUGGCAUGUGUUUCAGAAGCUGAAGAAGGUGUAUUUCGCGGAUAACGAGGAGCUGACGGAGAAGUAUGCUGGUGUUCUUUAUGGGUUAGAGUGGAAAAUGUGAACUUGGAAGAUUUUGCUUUGGUGUCAUUUGAGACAUAACAUUAAAAGCUAGUCUAUCCUCGCUAGCUGGUGGCAGUGUGUAACUAAUAAGUUAGUCAACAAUGCGUCUAUAUUGGGGUCGGCCAUAUGAAUUCUCUAUUUAUUCCAUUUUAUUUGACGCUGUUUCGUUCCAAUACGUAUUAAAAAGGUUCAACACAAUUUGUCUAUUUUUGCGUUGACUAUCAAUCUACUGCAAUCCUCGUACUUUAUUUUAAGUUGUCAAUUUUAUUUAACUAAAAUACUUCGUCUUUGUUUGAGAUUUUCAAAUGAAAGUUAGAGGGGUGAUGGAAAAAAGAGCCAUGUGAAGCAAUAGACGAAAUAUUUUAGUUUCUUUUUGAAAAUCUCAAACAAAGACGAAAUCUCGAACUUUAUUUUAAGUUGUCAGUUUUAUCUACUUCUUCUCCACAAUGCCCUACUGAGCAUCUUUUUAACAACCCAUCAUCCCUGGAUCCAGUGGAAUCACUGAUAUCAAUGUUUCCCUUCUUCGUUCUCAUUUCUACUUCUCUGAGACUCUUGGAUUGCCAUUUGCUUUCUUCUACUGCCUUAGCAAAAGGAUAGUUGGCUGCAGUGCGUCUUGAAGGAACUAUUAUACCCGGCUUUGGAGAGCAUUUAAUAAACCUUUCUAUCUUAAAUGCAAUGUCACACCAACCAACAUUCAAAGCUAUUUCAGGGAUAAUAAUGACAGAUCUCCUAUCUCCAUUUCAGGAUAAAAUACUCAUAUUAUCUCCCAUGUUCGUUAUAUUUUCUGGUCAAAAAAUGUUCUGAGCCCUGGUCUGAGGUUUUCCAUGUUCUUACCGUGCUCUUCUGAUCUUUCGAGGCCUCUUCAAGAACAAAGCAAGUCCAUUCCAUGAUCUUGCUGAUGAUAGAAGAUCUUCUCAUCGUAUUACGGCUUUUUUCCACCCAUUCAUACGAAAUGGGACUUUCAGCAAUCCAUUUAGUAAUGCCAAAGGAUUUAAAUCCAACAUUGAAGUAAAUCCUAUGAUCCCCCGUAUCUUGCUAGCAAACACUAACUUAGCUGAAAAGGAAGAAAGAAAUGGUUGUAAGCCUCUACAGAAGGGGGUGACUUAGGUUUGGAAGACAAAGAAAAGUUUUCCCGGCUGAAAGGCCACCGAAAAAGGUGUUCUACUCCCCUAAGAAGUAGGAGAGAAAAGGUUUUUGGGAAAUGUGCCUGGGAGCAUUUAUAAUCUCAAACAGACAAUAGACGAAAUAUUUUGGGAAAUAUGCCUGAGAUCAUGUCUCUCCAUCACUUAAAGCGGUUGAAAGAUGCAAAUGCAGAGUUAUUACAUCAUGUGAUGCAAUACACUCCGAUGCUUCCAAUAUUGAAGUUGCAAAAAGGCAUCCCUCGCCUUAGCCCUUUUUUUGUUUUUGGAAAAGUUCAUCCGUCACCUUAGUCUCAAGAACAAGCAACAAUAACAACAACAACAACAAGCCCAGUAGAAUCCCACCAUGUGGGGUCUGGGGAGGGUAGAGUGUACGCAGACCUAACCCCUACCUUGAAAGGUAGGGCGGCUGUUUCCUAAAGACCCUCGGCUCAGUCUCAAGAACAAGCAUUCUACAUUAUAAUAAAGUUGCCUCAAGAAGCCCACUGAGGGACGAAGAUGUACUUAUCUAGCUUCAAACUUAAGUUAGACUACUUACAUCAAGAAGUACUUCAAUAAUGCUGCGGACAUCUCAGCGGUCAAAGCGACGGCGAUCGGGUCAGUAUUGUAAACAAAGGGAAGGAUGGAUUGUACAAUUUUAUUUGAUUCAAAUUACAAUGGACAACUCAUAUUAACUAGAUACUUUGUCACAACAGAUGAAAACAUAUAUACUAACCUCAACAAGGCAUAUAACUCACAUGGUGAAAACAUAAAUGCAUUUUGGCAAAUAAAGAAAAGAGAUAAACACAAUAGCUGAAGCAAAUACAAUGAACUUUCAAGUAACUUCGAAAGCUAAAUUUUCCAAAGGCAUACUGCUAUAUAUUUUCAAAAAACCAAAAUGUGUUUGAAGAGCAUAGUCAUCCCAAAUUCAAAUAAAAUACGAGGAUUGUAGUAGAUUGAUAGUCAACCCAAAAAUAGACAAAUUAUGUUGAACAUUCUUAAUACGUAUUGGAACGACAUAGGGUCAAAUAAAAUGGAAUAAACAGAGUAUUCAUACAGGCGACCCAGUAUAGACGCAUUGUUGACUAAUUUAUUAAUUACACAUUGCCACCAACUAGCGAGGAUAGACUAGCUUUUAAUGUUAUGUCUCAAAUGACACCAAAGCAAAAUCUUCCAAGUUCACAUUCCCCGCUGAAACGUUGCAAAGACACUAUGUAUCAGUGUAUAAUCAAAAGAAGAAUUUCAAAAUACAUUUAUAAUCACCAAAACACAAUUAAGUAUAUGAGUCAAUCCGACAAACUGCUCCAUCUUAACUCCUAGACGGAAAAAUCUCAUAUACCAAGUCCGUUAACACACAUGUGCCCUUUAAUGCUUUUACCUAAUAAACCAUUACAUCUCCAGGUUUAGAUUCCAAAAGCGUGAUAAAAGAUGACUAUGCUUUGGUGUCGUUUGAGAAAGAAUUUUAGAAGCUAGCGAGGAUAGGCUAGCUUUUAUGUUCUUUUGUCAACUGACACCAAAGCAAAAUCUUCAACACUAUGUAUUAGUGUAUAAUUAAAAGAAGAAUUUCAAAAUACAUUUAUAAUCACCAAAACACAAUCAAGUAUAUGAUUCAAUCUGACAAACUACUCCAUCUUAACUCCUAGACGGAAAAAUCUCAUAUACCAAGUCCGUUAACACUCACGUGCCCUUUAAUGCUUUUACUUAAUAAACCAUUACAUCUUCAGGUUUAGAUUCCAAAAGCGUGAUAAAAGAUGACUAUGCUUUGGUGUCAUUUGAGAAAGAAUUUUAGAGGCUAGCGAGGAUAGGCUAGCUUUUAUGUUCUUUGUCAAAUGACACCGAAGCAAAAUCUUCCAAGUCAAUUGGCAAAGGUUGGGGAACUUGUGUUUUAAUUCACUAGUUUAAGUACUGUGUCAAGCGAACUAAGUCCGAUAUUUAAGUGGAGAAAAGUAGAGGAGUGAGCCCAUCAUCCCUGAGUUUCAUAAGCUACGUUGGCCCAAAGGGUUGGCCUUAGACCGAUUUCUCAGUCACCUAAAAAAAGAUGACUAUAAUAACUUAUCCGUUACAAAAAAAAAAAUUCAUCAACCAAGUCAACAUGUAACUGACUAGCAUCGUCAAUUAUUUGAUAUUGACAAAUGCAACCUCAUUUGUCCACAAUUAAAGAAAUUCAUUCACUUCCAAACUCCCUCUACUACUUUUUUGCAUAAGCGUUAUGUGGUGAGAUCUUGAUUUGGAGCCAAAAUAGAAUGGAAUGGUUAAAGUGGACUCACAGUAAUUGUUGAUUUGUAACAAAAAUACCAUUGCAGGAAAUUACCAAAGGCUAUUAAGAAUGGAAAGGAACAAGGGAUAGCAAAUGUGA
This is a messenger RNA of Lycium barbarum (goji berry), 4394 nucleotides long. RefSeq names its product probable CCR4-associated factor 1 homolog 9. Lineage: Eukaryota; Viridiplantae; Streptophyta; Magnoliopsida; Solanales; Solanaceae. The transcript has 2 exons. Gene Ontology annotation, cellular component: CCR4-NOT complex; CCR4-NOT core complex; P-body. Gene Ontology annotation, molecular function: nucleic acid binding; poly(A)-specific ribonuclease activity. The coding region runs from base 61 to 921 and encodes 286 amino acids. The record is from RefSeq and is a predicted model, not a curated record.